GCCGCCAAAGAGACAGGGGAAACACACGCACAGGCGCUCCCGCUCUCCCCGCGGCGUCCGCCUCGUCUUGCCCUGCCUUGCCACCCGCCUCGACACCUCGGCCCCCCCCCCCCCCCGGCGCCGGACGGUUCGGAUUGCUGCGGUGGUACCCCGGCCUGCGGUCCCACCGGGAACUGGGAGCAGCGUGGGAGCGGGGUUCCAUGCGAGCCGGAGCGGGAGGGCUGACGGUGCCUCUUCUCCUCCCCAAGGUGACAUGGAGCAGCUGAAGUGACCCGAGGAGCCGUUGCAGCCGUGCCCAGGAUGGGGUGUGUGUACUGCAAAGAGAAGGGAUCUGGCAAAGGGCAGGUGGGGGGUGAGGUGAGCCCCCCCCCCACUCCCACCUCCCAGUACGACCCCGACCCCACGCAGUCGGGCACCAUCUUCACCCGCAUCCCCGACUUCAACAACUUCCACGGCACGGCGGUGCCCUCGGCUCCAUCCUUCACGGGGCCGGGGGUCUUCACCUCCAACACGCUGCAAAUGAGGAGCGGGGGCAUCACAGGCGGUGGCGUGACACUCUUCAUCGCCCUGUAUGACUAUGAGGCCAGGACGGAGGAUGACCUGACCUUCCAGAAAGGGGAAAAAUUCCACAUCAUCAACAACACGGAGGGUGACUGGUGGGAGGCCAGGUCGCUGAGCUCGGGCACCACGGGUUACAUCCCCAGCAACUACGUGGCCCCCGUGGACUCUAUCCAGGCAGAAGAGUGGUACUUUGGUAAGAUCGGGCGCAAGGAUGCGGAGCGGCAGCUCCUGUGCCACGGCAACUGCAGGGGCACCUUCCUCAUCCGGGGAGAGCGAGACCACAAAAGGUACGGGGACAGGGACGGGGACACGGGGGGGGGGGGCUCGUGGAAGCACUAUAAGAUUCGGAAACUGGACAACGGGGGCUACUACAUCACCACCCGCGCCCAGUUCGACACCGUCCAGCAGCUGGUCCAGCACUAUAUAGAGCGGGCGGCUGGGCUGUGCUGCCGCCUGGCCGUGCCGUGCCAUAAAGGAACGCCCAAGCUGGCCGACCUCUCGGUCAAAACCAAAGAUGUGUGGGAGAUCCCCCGCGAGUCCCUCCAGCUCCUCAAGAAGCUGGGCAACGGGCAGUUCGGGGAAGUGUGGAUGGAAUAUAACGACGGGUUGUGCCAUCUGCUAACCCGCGCGUGCCCCGCUAUGAAGCCCCAGACCCUGGGAUUAGCUAAGGACGCCUGGGAGAUAGCGCGGGAAUCCAUCAGCCUCGACAAGAAACUCGGCAUGGGAUGUUUCGGAGACGUGUGGAUGGGCACGUGGAACGGCACGACGAAGGUGGCGGUGAAGACGCUGAAGCCGGGCACCAUGUCACCGGAGGCCUUCCUGGAGGAGGCUCAGAUCAUGAAGCGGCUGCGGCACGACAAGCUGGUGCAGCUCUACGCCGUCGUGUCGGAGGAGCCCAUCUACAUCGUCACGGAGUUCAUGAGCCAGGGCAGCUUGCUGGAUUUCCUAAAGGAUGGGGACGGCCGCUACCUGAAGCUGCCCCAGCUGGUGGACAUGGCUGCCCAGAUCGCGGCGGGCAUGGCCUACAUUGAGCGGAUGAACUAUAUCCACCGGGACCUCCGCGCUGCCAACAUCCUGGUGGGAGACAACCUGGUGUGCAAGAUCGCUGACUUCGGCCUCGCUCGCCUCAUCGAGGACAACGAGUACACGGCACGCCAGGGUGCCAAGUUCCCCAUCAAGUGGACAGCCCCAGAGGCCGCGCUUUUUGGGAAGUUCACCAUCAAGUCGGACGUCUGGUCCUUUGGCAUCCUCCUGACCGAGCUGGUGACCAAAGGCCGGGUGCCCUACCCAGGGAUGAACAACCGGGAGGUGCUGGAGCAAGUAGAGCGGGGGUACCGCAUGCAGUGCCCGGGCAACUGCCCCCCAUCCCUGCACGAAGUGAUGGUGCAGUGCUGGAAGCGGGAGCCUGAGGAGCGUCCCACCUUCGAGUACCUCCAGUCCUUCCUCGAGGACUACUUCACCGCCACCGAGCCCCAGUACCAACCGGGGGACAACCAGUGAGCCGGUGCUGGCACCCCCCAGCCGGGCUCUGGGGUGGUUUUUGGGCAAUUCUCCCCCUUUUUGCAGGGCGGUUGUUGCUCCCUUUGCCUGUGCCCCCCCCCCCCCAAAACGCCUGUCGGGGGGUGCCCUGGGGAGGACAGAGGGCUUUGCACAAAGAUUUUGGACUCGGAGAGGGGGCAAAGCUGUGCCCCCCCCCCGCCCCAGCCCCCCUUCUCCUGCCCUGGCCCCUCUCUCGUUGCCUUUACACCCAGCUUUGAACCUGAGAAGUGCUUUGGCUUGGGGGAGGAAGGUGGGGGUACCCCACUGUGCCCCCCCAGACACCCCUAGCCCUGCAGCAGCAGAGGCCUCGGGGGGGGGGGGGGUGGCCCUCCCCAUGCCAACCCCAAUCUCCUCUCCCCCGGCUCAGCUCUGUGCACCUGGGGGGGGUUCAGCCCCCCAAAUCCUGGAGCUGACCUGGGAAAGGUCACCUUAACCCCCCGUCCUUAAUAUCGUCUUUAAUUUAUGAGAUUUUAUACCCCUCACCUUAGCAGCCAGCUCACCCCUAGGGAUCCCUGUAUUUAGGGGGAUCCCCUUGCCCCCCCCUUUUAUCUUCUCUCCUUAUAGUAGAGUCAAAUCCUGAAAGCCAUAAACCUCUGCUUGCACUGGGGGGGAACGAGGGGUCCUGG
Molecule: messenger RNA, 2726 nt
Organism: Aquila chrysaetos chrysaetos
Lineage: Eukaryota; Metazoa; Chordata; Aves; Accipitriformes; Accipitridae
Gene: FGR
Product: FGR proto-oncogene, Src family tyrosine kinase
Biological process (GO): protein phosphorylation; innate immune response; cell differentiation
Cellular component (GO): extrinsic component of cytoplasmic side of plasma membrane
Molecular function (GO): ATP binding; signaling receptor binding; non-membrane spanning protein tyrosine kinase activity
Source: RefSeq, a predicted model, not a curated record